Molecule: messenger RNA, 899 nt
Organism: Fimicolochytrium jonesii
Lineage: Eukaryota; Fungi; Chytridiomycota; Chytridiomycetes; Spizellomycetales; Powellomycetaceae
Exons: 3
Coding region: 216-749 (177 amino acids)
Source: RefSeq, a predicted model, not a curated record
GUCAUGGGGGAAAGGUGUGUUGACCGUUAGCGGCCGACUUCGCCCACACAGGGCUUCAAACUCACACCCUCGGGGCAUGGAAGAUCUAACAACAGCGCGAGCCCUUAAAAGCCCGGGAUUACAUUCUUCCUUCCUCUAUAAUCUUCCAUCCCGCACGCAGCUUAGUCCCAAACACAAAUCGAGACACUUAGCAUCCGAAUUCCUUAUUUUCAAUCAUGGGUCUUCCAGUCAUCCUCUAUCUCCUCGUCUCAGCAACAAUCGCAGCAGCGUAUCCGACCGGCGCCGGGAUCUGCUACGCCAAUGAAUCCGCCAUCGCCGCCGUCGGAUCCAUGGGCCCUUCCAACGACAAUCUUGGCUACGCGCUGGUGGUCGGCGGCCAGGCUACCUCUUAUUCACCGGGGAGGGCGCUGAAUGUGACGCUGACGGGCAACCAAAACUUCAUGGGACUUCUGUUGUAUGCCGCCAGCGCGAUUGAUGCUACCGCCCAUGCCGGCACAUGGAGUGGGUUGGAUGCGGAUAAGUUCAUGUUCCUCAACAACGACCAAGGCCCGGUGGAUUGCAGCACGUAUGGCAUCAAUGCCACGGUGACCCACGAUAGCCCUAUGUCCAAGUCCGUCCCUUUGACGUUUACUUGGACCCCGUCAAGUACCACAAUCGGAGAUGUGCAUUUCUACAGCGUCGUAGUAGUCUCUGAUACGGUCGGGUUCCAAGUGCUACAAAGUGCCAAGGCGCUGACCGCAGCAGCUUGAAUCGUUCGUUCAUGUGCAAACAUGGGCUUAUAUUUGCUUAUAUCUCUACAAGUUGCCAUCAUCGGCGAUGCCUCCGGCAGAGGUACAAUGAUGUGGAUGGCAGAUAACCACCACGGAAAAUGGGAAGGGGUGAAAACUCUAGACUACCGG